UCCCUCUCCGGCCUCUAGGUCACCAAGCUUUUCGUUAGAGCACACCUGUCACCACCGUUACACGCAUAAUGACACUCACCUGGACUCCAUCACAUCCUUGAUUACCUGUCCUUUAUUUUAUUCCCCAGUCGUCAUUGUUCCUGUUUCAUGUCGAUGCGCUGUUUAUGUUUCUGGUUUUGUUCAUUUAUUUCUUAAACGUAUUCACUCCCUGAACUUGCGUCCCGACUCUCAGCGUACAUCCGUACAAUCCGAAACGCAACCAAAAUAAACUGUAAAUACAUCCAACAAGUUUGUAGAGCCACAAGCUUGAUGUAGUCACAUGGUAAGAAUAUGGGACCGAAUACUAACGUUUCGACUACUUUAAUAUAAUAUACAAGUGAAUUUGUGUAAAAAAAUAAAAAAUAAAACACGUCUUCAAAUGGGGGGAAUAGAUAAAGCGCACUCAUUUCUAAAUGGUAAAACACGAGAAAUACCCUCAAAUAAAAGGUGACAUUCAGUACUGUCACCUCAUCUGAAUCAUUUGAUCACCAAUCCAAAACGUGGAAGUAUAGAGCGAAAUUUACACCGUUUAGCUUCACUGUCCAAAUAAAUACAGGCGAGUGUAGGUUACUUACUCAUUCACUUCUGUACCUGACCGCCAUAGAGCGGGUUCCAUCCCCAACCUGAACAAAUAACGCGACAUAUAACGGGCUCUAUAGAUAGCGUGAUCAGCUCCCAACCUCAUGUAUACACAAUUUUAAAUCCAGUAAUCUACAAGACCACGCCAGAAUGACUGCAUCUAAAAUAGGUCAGAAACCGCAAAUGCACGCCAGGUAAUUAUUUUAAGAGAAACAGCAGAGGUGGAUGAGGAAAUGCCUACACUUAUACCAUGUGUGUGUGGCAUCGUGUUAAAGAGAAGGAGAGAAAAGGAGAAAGAGAGUGGCGGACUAUAUUCAGUGAAUAAAUUGCAAACAGUUCUGAACAUAAACUGCAGGGAUCUAGUUAGAAUGAGCUCUCCCAACUCUCUAUCUGUCCACUGUGCUGCUAUGGAACCCUGACAGGCUCAUAAUCCAUACUGUUCAUUCGGUCAUGCAGUGCUAAUCUAAGAUCCCUCGCAGGUUGGAGAUUAACUAGUAGCAGAGAGAGCGAGAGGCAGUGACCAUAGAUUUAGGCCAAUAGCAUCACAGGGCAAACAUUGGCCAGGGACAGGAGAGAAAGAGUGGUAGAAAGACAAGAGAAGGAGGACAAGAGAAAGACCAUACAGACAUACAGACAACACAUACACAUUGAGACAAACGCUAGGAAUCCAGAAACUACGCCCACAAGCUAGUUUUACAAAGACAAGGAUGGCCACCACGAUUUCUGCCAGUAUCUAGUGAAGCCCACCUGAACACAACUCUACAGUCCGGAGUUGACACAUUGUCCACGUGCUCAGCGUGUCCAGUGGCUUGUGAACGAGCUAAACCCACUGCCCUGGACCUGCUGCGGGGGACACAGACUGGGAGAAGGAGGAGAGAGGGGAACAAGAGGACCAGUGCCAGGUCAGGAAAGAGACUCGAGCGGCACCUCCAAGGAGCCAUGAGGACAGCCAGGCGGGCCAGCACCGUGGAGGUGCCGUCCUUCCUCCGCCAACUAGCCAAGGAGACAGAGAAGAUGGUCACCUUCUUCUUUAAGGGGGGACAGAGAGAUGGCCAGGAAGGGAGCGAAGAGGACUUCAGUGAUGAGGAUAAUGGGCCGAGCGUCUACCUGGACCGGCCCGUCCUGGAUAAACACACGGCCGAGGGGAGGUCUCAGUGGGGGGUGAACUAUGCAACGGCCAGCAUGCAGGGCUGGAGGGCGCAGAUGGAGGACGCCCACACCUGCAUGCCGGAGAUGGGAGGGGAGCUGGCGGAGUGGGGCUACUAUGCAGUGUUUGAUGGACACGCUGGCAACACGGUGGCACAGUACUGCUCCCAUAACCUGCUGCAACACAUCCUCGCUACAGGGCGUGUAAAGGCACAGGAGGACCCUGACGACGUGAAGGAGGGGAUCGUCGAGGGCUUCCUGGCCAUUGACAGCCACAUGCACACACUGACGCGCCAGGAAUGCUGGGAGCGCAGCGGCUCCACGGCGGCCGCCGUCAUGCUCUCGCCGCAGUACGUCUACUUCGUCAACUGUGGCGACUCGCGGACGCUCCUCUGCCGCGACGGCCAGGUCAUCUUCUACACGGAGGACCACAAGCCCUUCAACCCCAGGGAGAAGGAGCGGAUACAGAACGCGGGCGGCUCGGUGACCCAGCAUAGGGUGAACGGCUCCCUCGCCGUGUCCAGGUCCCUCGGAGACUUUGACUUUAAGGAGGUGGACUGGAGGUCCCAGACUGAGCAGCUGGUCUCCCCAGAGCCAGAGGUGUACGAGCUGGAGAGGUCCCCGCAAGACGAGUUCCUCAUAGUGGCUUGUGACGGAGUGUGGGACGCCAUCGGCAACGAGGAGCUGUGUGCGUUCGUCCAUAGUCGCCUGCAGGUGUGCGAUGACCUGAGGGAGAUCUGCAACCAGGUCAUUGACCUCUGCCUCUAUAAGGGUAGUUUGGACAACAUGAGCAUCAUCAUCGUGACCUUCCCUGGUGCACCCCAGGUGUCACAAGAGGCCCUACAAAAAGAGGCCGAGCUAGAGACAAUCCUCGAAGCCAAAGUGGAAGAGAUUGUCAACUUGCUAAAGUCACGGGACAAGGACCCUGACCUGCUGUACGUGAUGAAGUUUCUGGUCUCUGAGGACAUACCUGGCCUGCCACCAGGGGGAGGAGUCACCAGCAAAAGAGACUGUGUCAUCUCUGCAUAUCAGAAGUUUGUAACGCCCUUCAGAUCUCUGGAACCAAUGGUAGGAGAAGACCAAACAUAGAGGGCACGCUCUUGCACUGUCUCACUAAACACAUAAGCGCAAACUGGACUACAAAAGUAACUAAGUUACUUUUCCCCCCUGACACGUAAUUGACGCGUCACAUUCCAGGACAUCGGAGGAUCUGAAGAGUCCAACUAGUCGUAUCCAUGGAAAUGUAUUCUUCAGCCUCACGUAUCCAUGGCGGCCACUUAGAAUUGGGGCCUCCGCUUUUCAGCUGAGCAAUCAGUCAAUAGCUAAAUAAAGAACUAUGGUGGGAGGGGGUGUGACCUGGGCCUGCCCUUAGCCAAUCAUCUCUUCUCUGUUCCUCAUUUGCACUGUCUAUCAAUAAGUCUACUGUAGCAUCAGAGAAUAUCAAAUAGUUAGCAUUAUUCCAGUAAGGGAAGAAUUACAUAUUCCAAAACUAUUCUUUAAAAAACAUGAUAAUUAGAUAUAAUAUUUAUUAACUUUCUUACUUUACACUUUACAGUGCCUGGGUAGUUAAUUUUCUUCAAGACUAGAAGCUAAUGAAUAAGGCUGAUCAUGUUAUUUCAUUUAAAAAUCAUACGGAUAUGUUUAAGCAGUGUGCAACUCCAUACUGCCGCAUCAAAUUCAAUUGAAAAAAAAACACCCCUUCAACCAUUGCAGACCAGUGAAGGCUCCGAUAUACAUGUGUCCUGUGAUGGCAUGGCCUACACUAAAUAAUCUGCAUAAUCCUAUGAGGGACCAUAGGUGACAGGAAUAGAUGUGUGUCAUGACGAUGAUGGACACCACAUAUGUCCAAGGGUGUGUGAAUGUGUGUGUGUGCGAGUGGAUAACAUGGGCUGUGGGAUUAUUAGCACACACACUGUAACCUUUUGCAGUUUGGAGCACAGACGCUCACAGUUAGACACGAUUGAGACCCGUGUGACAGGUAAAGAAGUACAGCUACAGGUAAAAUGUUCUUCUGCUUUUGAAAAUAAGCGGGUUUUUGCCGUUAGCACGUUUUUCUUUUCGAUUACAUGUCAUUGUGCUGCCUUACAAAGCUCUCUGUUGCGCUACGGUUACUUAAAUUCCUCCUUCGGAUCACACCAAACGGGUGGACAUAGUAGCUGUAUUCCAUGACAGAGGUCAAAAAGAGCUAGACUCGAGAUCAAACACUGCUGCGGCAUGUCCGUGUGAAUUCUAUGAAAUCGGGAGGAAGUGGGAUCCAAGAGCGCAACAGAUUACCACGAGGACUUUCACAAAUGUAUGUCAGUGAUUUGAUGACUGUAUGGGCAUCGCAUUUUAAGCCCUUAACUGACCCAAGGGGCAAUAAAUGAAUGAAAUAAAAUGACAUUCUGGGAUUUUUGAUAGAGCGGAGUGGGCUCUUACUCCUAAACUGUUUGAUAGAUACAGCACUACAGGGUUAGACUAAGGACAAAGGGAGAAGAAUACAAGACAAUUCUGUAACGAACCAUUGAUAUCGUUCCAGAACUGUCUUUUGGCCAGCUGUAUAUGCAUCUCAACCAGGGGGCUCAAAUGCGGGUUUUUGUUUUUUUCCUUUCAAUUAAGACCUAGACAACCAGGUGAGGGGAGUUAUUUACUAAUCAGUGACCUUAAUUCAUCAAUCAAGUUCAACGGAGGAGCAAAAACCUGCAGACACUCAGCCCUCCGGGGAACGUGUUUGACACAGUGAUAUAAACGAAGUAGGGAGCCCUUGCUCUAAUGAAGCCCUAACAAGACCUCAGACUCGUUGAGCACGGGUUCUCUGGAAUGUGUUGUCAGGGUGUGUCAAGACUCAACACCUCCACCCUAAUUGCUCUGGCCAAGAUUUCAUUUGACAGACACAGUGUCACUCACCUCCAUACCCCUUAAACACUAACAGGCAUUAAAAAUAAAUACACAACCAACUGGAUAGAACUGGUCUGCAGAAAGCACAUGCAGCAGAAGAGGAUAAAUACUAACAAGAACAGUAGAAAGACAAGAGCUCAAAGAACAGACUGUUGCCAGUUAUCAGUAGCCGAAUUGGAAUGCAAUUGAACAUGGAUGGUGGCUAUGGCAGCACGGCAGUGGGCUCUGGGAUGUCGGGCAGUCUGGGCGGCUCUGAGACGGUCCCACUGCUAAUCACGGACCCCGUACCAGAGACGCCGAA
Oncorhynchus kisutch (coho salmon) is the source of this 4942-nucleotide messenger RNA. RefSeq names its product protein phosphatase 1A. Bases 1558 to 2853 code for a protein of 431 amino acids. Gene Ontology annotation, biological process: L-leucine import across plasma membrane; L-alanine import across plasma membrane; carbohydrate metabolic process. NCBI's taxonomy places the organism in Eukaryota, Metazoa, Chordata, Actinopteri, Salmoniformes, Salmonidae. The transcript is spliced from 6 exons. Gene Ontology annotation, molecular function: aromatic amino acid transmembrane transporter activity; protein serine/threonine phosphatase activity; L-alanine transmembrane transporter activity. Gene Ontology annotation, cellular component: basolateral plasma membrane; apical plasma membrane. The record is from RefSeq and is a predicted model, not a curated record.